AUGAUUUAUGCCAACCUAACAAGCAAAAGGCCUUCUAGAGUUUCAUGCUUUGAACAGGUACUGGUCAAUUACAAUACAUGGCCUCCAUUUCUUCAACUUCAUCAGCCUGCCAUCUUAUCUGACCAUAAUCGAAGACUUUCACUAAUUGGAUUGAUCAAUAUGUCAGUGAAAUAUUUUCCUGAAAAAUGCUGGGAAUUGGUCUUUAGAUUCCUUGGUCAAGGACAUGAUUUGGAGUCUGUUUCUAUGGCCUGCAAGAAGUUCAUUCCCAUUACAAACCGGGUUAAAUUUUCUCUAACACUACAUGAUCGAACAGUUCUAUUCCUUCCUCGGCUACUCUCGAGGUUUUUAUGGCUCAAAGUCAUAGACCUCAGUUACUUCAAUGGUGAACUAAAAGGCUUGCUUCAUCAAAUUUCACAAUCUGAGUUAGACCUUGAUUUGGUUAAUCUUUCCAACCAAAGAACACUUCCUAUUGAUGAGUUGCGAGAACUUGGUUCAAAGAUGGUAAAUUUGAAGGCUUUGAUUUGCUCAAACAUUGGUUAUUUGCAUGAUAGUCAUCUAGUAUUGAUAGCUUAUUGUUUCCCAUUUCUUGAAGAGCUUGACAUUAGCUUUCCAUUGGAUUCUCAAGCAUCCGAUUUCGGGAUAGUACGACUAUCUUCCAUGCUUGAGAAUAUACGCAAGAUCGAUCUUUCCGGUAAUCACUUGAUCACUGAUAAAUCACUUAUGUCUCUAUGCCAGAACUGCAGAUCAAUGGAAGAAAUUUCAUUCUUCAAAUGUUUUAAGAUGUCCCAAAUUGGCAUUGUUUCCGCAAUCCGAAUGAGACCAGGUUUGGCUUCCAUUUCUUUUAACAUUGAAAAGAAAAGAAUACAUGGUCCUGGUUUGACACCCCUACACAUUAACUUGGAUUUGAUUGAUUCAUUAACAACCUUGAAAAGAUUAAACACAAUUGAUUUGUCAAACUCUUUUAUCUCGGACGAGUUUCUUAUAUCAGUUGCAGAUGGUUCGAGCGUGUUUCUUAAGAAGCUUGUUCUCCAAGACUGUUGCAACUUUACAUUUUCAGGAAUCUUUUAUGUGUUAUCCAAAUGUCAAUAUGUCCAAUGCUUAGAUCUUCGAAAAGCCGACUUUCUAACCGAUGAAUCUAUCAGCAAGUUAUCUACAUUUCUUCUUAACUUGACAUCUAUAGACCUUGGUGGUUGUUGUCAGCUGACGAAUUCAACCUUUUUCAUACUCACAAGAAACUGUCCUUUUCUCAGCGAUAUCAAAAUGGAGAGAACAUAUAUUGGAGUACAAGGCGAGGAAGAUUCCAAUUCCAUGUUUAAUUUUGCUAUCAACCAUCAAGUGAAAACAGUUUAUUUGGGUGAUAAUAUUUUACUCAAAGAUGCAAGUUUAAUAAAAUUUUCUUUCAUUUGUCCAAGUUUACAACUUCUUGACUUAAAUGCUUGUGAGGGUAUAUCUGGAGAAUCCCUUGUUGAGGUUAUGAAGAGAUGCUGUGAGAUAAGGCAUUUAAACCUUGCCAAUACAAUAAUUAAAAGGUUUGAGAUAAACUUUGAAGUUUCAAAAUUGGGGAUGUUGAAUUUGUCAGGGUCAAGAAUUGAAGAUGAAGCACUCUCAAUAAUCUCAAAGUGGUGCAGCGGACUAUUGCUUCUAGAUAUCCAAAAUUGUUAUGUUACGGCUAAGGGGGUGAGAGAAGUAAUAGAAAAUUGUAGAGCAUUGAAAGAGGUAAAUUUAAAGAACUGUAGUUUGGUUGAUGAUGAUUUUGUUUCUGAGCUAAAAACCUUUACAAGGUCAUCAUUGAGAAAAAUAAUCACACCUUAUGGUGUCGGUGUUUAUUAUUGA
This is a messenger RNA of Cicer arietinum (chickpea), 1833 nucleotides long. The record is from RefSeq and is a predicted model, not a curated record. Lineage: Eukaryota; Viridiplantae; Streptophyta; Magnoliopsida; Fabales; Fabaceae.